UUCUUUCUACUCUUUUAGAGUUCAUUUUGUUUUAUAUCCUUAAAUCAACCUUACCCCACAAUCUCUCUCUCUCUCUCUCUCUCUCUGUCUCUCUCUCUCUUCUGUCCUCCAUUUUUCGCUCCUUAAAACAACCAUUUCAUCACCUAAAUCCAACCCUCUUAUUGCCAUGGGCGUGGACAUGUCUAACAACCCACCAACUUCUCGUACCAAAGACUUCUUCGCUUCUCCUGCUCUUUCCCUCAGUCUCGCUGGCAUAUUUCGCGAUGCGGGUGCUGCUGCUUCCCCAGCCAAUACUCAUGACCAGGUAGAGGAAGGAGAUGAAGGAAGCGGAGGCGGAGGAUCGAGAAGAGAAGAAACAGUGGAGAUUAGUAGCGAAAACUCAGGCCCCGGAAGAUCAAGAUCAGACGAUGAGUUCGAUGGAGGCGAAAACGAUGAAGAUGAUGAUGGAGAUAAGAACAAGAAGAAGAAGAGGAAGAAGUAUCAUCGUCACACUGCUGAACAAAUCAGAGAAAUGGAAGCGCUUUUCAAGGAGUCUCCACAUCCUGAUGAGAAGCAAAGGCAGCAACUGAGCAAACAAUUAGGCCUUGCUCCUAGACAAGUCAAGUUUUGGUUCCAAAAUCGUCGAACACAAAUCAAAGCUAUACAAGAACGCCAUGAAAAUUCAUUGUUGAAAGGCGAAAUGGAGAAGCUCCGAGAUGAGAACAAAGCCAUGAGAGAAGCCAUUAACAAAGCUUGUUGUCCCAACUGUGGCACUGCCACUACUAGCAGGGACACUUCCAUGACCUCUGAAGAACAACAACUACGUAUAGAAAAUGCUAAACUCGACGGCAAGCCAAAACGAUCCAUUGAAGCCUCAAGAGACACUGGCGUUGUGUUUGUUGAUCUUCCCAGGCUUGUUCAAAGUUUCAUGGAUGUGAAUCAAUGGAAGGCAAUGUUUCCAGGCUUAAUCUCAAAGGCAGCCACUGUUGAUGUUAUCUGCAAUGGUGAAGGUCCUAGCAGAGAUGGCGCAGUGCAGUUGAUGUUUGCAGAGCUGCAAAUGCUUACACCAAUGGUGCCAACAAGAGAAGUUUAUUUUGUUAGAUUCUGCAAGCAAAUAAGUGCUGAACAGUGGGCAAUUGUCGAUGUCUCCAUUGACAAAGUUGAAGAAAACAUUGAUGCAUCUUUAGCCAAAUGCAGAAAACGUCCAUCUGGUUGCAUCAUUGAAGAUAAAUCAAAUGGCCACUGUAAGGUGAUAUGGGUGGAACAUUUAGAGUGCCAGAAAGCUCCAGUUCACACCAUGUAUAGGACAAUUGUUAGCAGUGGUUUAGCCUUUGGUGCUAGGCAUUGGAUGGCAACGUUGCAGCUUCAAUGUGAAAGGCUUGUCUUCUUCAUGGCAACUAACGUUCCCACAAAGGAUUCAACUGGUGUGGCAACACUAGCUGGGAGGAAGAGCAUUUUGAAGUUGGCACAGAGAAUGACAUGGAGCUUUUGUCGUGCCAUCGGUGCGUCGAGCUACCAUACAUGGAGCAAGGUCUCAGGCAAAACUGGAGAAGACAUUAGGGUUUCUUCCAGGAAGAACUUGAAUGAUCCUGGAGAACCUCUUGGAGUGAUCUUGUGUGCAGUUUCUUCUUUUUGGUUGCCGGUAUCCCCUCAUGUUCUGUUCGAUUUCUUAAGAGAUGAAGCUCGUCGAAAUGAGUGGGAUAUCAUGUCAAGUGGAGGUCCUGCACAAGCCAUAGCAAACUUGGCCAAGGGGCAAGAUCGUGGCAACGCAGUAACAAUACAGACAAUGAAAUCAAAAGAGAACAGCAUGUGGGUACUGCAAGAUACCUGCACAAAUUCAUAUGAAUCAAUGGUGGUUUGUCCUGUAGACAUUAAUGGCAUGCAGUCAGUCAUUACCGGAUGUGACUCCAGCAACAUUGCUGUAUUGCCUUCAGGAUUCUCAAUUCCUGAUGGACUUGAGACAAGGCCUCUAGUGAUUACUUCUAGGCAAGAGGAGAAGAGCACAGAAGGAGGGUCUUUGCUCACAAUAGCAUUCCAAAUCCUGACAAAUAGCUCUCCAGCCAAGCUAACAGUGGAAUCUGUGGAAUCUGUUAACACUAUAUCAUGCACCAUUGAGAAAUUUAAGACAAGCCUACAAUGCGAAGACACAUGAUCACCACAGCUUAUAAACUACUAGGUAGACACAAAUAAUUGUAAAAACAUAGGUUUUUCUAAAUUUUUUAAUCAACUUGUUACGUUUAGCAGACGAGCUGUAUUAUUCUAGUUGUUUUAUUUGUUAUUUGAUUAGAAUGAAGGGCUUGGUGUUCAAGUGAUUUGUAAUCACCAAAAUCUGGAAGGGAGAUUUGAGGGA
Molecule: messenger RNA, 2329 nt
Organism: Pistacia vera
Lineage: Eukaryota; Viridiplantae; Streptophyta; Magnoliopsida; Sapindales; Anacardiaceae
Product: homeobox-leucine zipper protein GLABRA 2
Biological process (GO): regulation of DNA-templated transcription
Molecular function (GO): DNA binding; DNA-binding transcription factor activity, RNA polymerase II-specific; lipid binding
Source: RefSeq, a predicted model, not a curated record